AUGCCAACAUCAACAAAUGCCAAUACAACACGAAUGCAGAGCCACACAGAGCAGCCAGGCGAAUGCCACGAGCAAUCUGAACACCUCUCACGAAUCGAUGCGAUGAUGUCGGCCAGCAGUAGCAACGACAUCUCCACACAACCACUGGGCUGGCAACAGUUGAAAAAAAUGGCAUCACAAAACAGAAGACAUCAAUCACGACAUUACGCAUUGUACGUGCAUAAUUCAAAAAGUGCAAAAUUUUGUGGCGAGCGACGCGUGGCUGCACUCGACGACGAUGAAACGAUUUGCAGCCAUAAAACAAAAUAUCAGAUGAACAAAAUAUACGAGCUCAUCAAGGCUACAACAUCAUAA
This is a messenger RNA of Helobdella robusta, 354 nucleotides long. RefSeq lists its product as hypothetical. The coding region runs from base 1 to 354 and encodes 117 amino acids. The record is from RefSeq and is a predicted model, not a curated record. NCBI's taxonomy places the organism in Eukaryota, Metazoa, Annelida, Clitellata, Rhynchobdellida, Glossiphoniidae. The transcript is spliced from 2 exons.